AGAUUUUAGAGUCUGGUUGUUGUAAAAAUGGCAGAAACGAUUCGAAAAUUAUCGCAGGGUUCUUCGUAUUCUGUGUUGCAAGAUAAGAUUAACUCAUUAAAAGAUGGAUACUCGUUAAACACAUGCGACACCAACCUCGGCCACAUUUGUGAAUUGAUUGAACUCACCUCGAAGAUACAAAACCAACUUUUCACGGCGAUGAGUCUCACUGCAUCAGAGGGGGGAACGUAUGGAGGGGUUGAUACUUUAAAAAGUCGGUUGUUACCUUGGCUGGGAACGAGUUUUAUGACUUCUGGUGGAACUGUGACCUCAGAUACCAGCUUGGCUUUGUUGAAGGAAUCCGUUGAGAAAGAUCGUAAAAUCUCGGAGCUGAAGAUAAAACACGACAACGAUAUGAUGCAAAUGGAAGCCGAGCUUUCGGAAGCAAAGGGGGAGUUGGAUUUAACACGAGAUGAACUCAACAGCAGCCAGGCGGACUUGGAGAAGACGAAAGUAGAAUCAGGAGGAACCAUGCUAGCUUCCGAGGAAGAAAUUAUUUUACUGAGAGCUGACUUAAGGUUGGCAAGAGAGGAGAUCGAACGAUACAAACGUAAGUUGGAUCUUGUCGGUGAUUAUGAACAUGAGGUGGAACAUCUUAAAAGCGAGAUUCGUAUUCUUAGAAGUGAACGGGACAUUCUGGAAAACAGAUUAGAGCGAAGAGGAAGAAGUUGUAGUCCAAUCAGAAGGAGAAGCAUAUCACCCGUGCGAAUGAGCUACGAGCCCCCCCUGCCCCUCCCGUCCACCCCACCCACCCACGCUGAACUAACAAACUCCAUCAGACACUCAAGGCUGGUCGCGAGGUUUAACGACCUGUAUGCGGUCGAUAGACUUGAUAUGCAGGAUCGUCUGCGCAGAUUUGUUGACGACGAUGAAAUGGUGAAACGGAUCAUAUUCAUCGCCGUGUGUGAAGCUUUCCAUGUGGCUAAGAUGGCUUACAGAUCGUUCAGACUUCGUGCUCGUAAACUGUUAUCACCCAUACAUAGUGGACCAACCACACUGGAGGAGGCCGUCACUGAUUAUAUCGUGAGGAACUUGGAUUUGUACGAUGUGGAUCGCAGUGUUGAGGAUGUUAUUCGAGCCAUGAACGUGAAUCCCAAGAUAUCGUUUCCCCCCGAAUGCGAGUUCAUAUUACUCAGCCCAUUCAUAAGAGAGGUAUGCUUGGUGGCGUAUAGAAUGCAAGCGCUUGAUCCACCCCUGGAUAUCCCUCUUGCUACCGAUGGUGAAUUGAUGAAUGAAUCCAAAUACCGAAGGAGUUACGACAGCGAGUUCACGGCACCACUAGUGGCGUACCAUGUUUGGCCAGCAUUGGUGGAAGAUGGGACGGUCCUUAUUAAAGGGGAAUGUACAACAAGGAGGGGAGCUCUAUCGUCACCGCGUCGCAGUCGAUCACCGAGCCCGCUAAGGUCAUCAUCACGACUCAGCAGAAGUAGCUUGAGCCCCCGUCGCAGUCGAUCCCCGUCACCCAGGUCUCGUCGAUAUUGAACAUAGACACAAUAUUAACUCCAACAAAUCAAUUAUUGUAGGUGGUAUGUUUAAGUAGUUGGUUUAAAUACUUUUAAACAACCCAUAGAGUAACGAAUUAGAACUUUUUGUAGAGAUUGUAGAUUUCUUUAAAGUUUUGUAAAAAAAAGAAUCUAUUUUUGAUACUUGGGUGACCGCCAAAACUACCACUGGAUUAAAAAUGUCCGUCCAAAAUUUUAAGUUUGGAAUUUUUAAUUAAUUUGUUGCGUUAAUUUGCGCCAAAAGUUUCCAAAUCGACCGAAAUUAUUCUGGAUUUGUGUUGUUACUUUGUAGUGUUAAGAAUAAACUUAAUUUAGAUGAGUGU
Ciona intestinalis (vase tunicate) is the source of this 1864-nucleotide messenger RNA. The record is from RefSeq and is a predicted model, not a curated record. NCBI's taxonomy places the organism in Eukaryota, Metazoa, Chordata, Ascidiacea, Phlebobranchia, Cionidae.